Messenger RNA from Polistes dominula (European paper wasp), 872 nucleotides. RefSeq lists its product as uncharacterized. NCBI's taxonomy places the organism in Eukaryota, Metazoa, Arthropoda, Insecta, Hymenoptera, Vespidae. Gene Ontology annotation, molecular function: DNA-binding transcription factor activity, RNA polymerase II-specific; RNA polymerase II cis-regulatory region sequence-specific DNA binding. Gene Ontology annotation, cellular component: nucleus. The record is from RefSeq and is a predicted model, not a curated record. Gene Ontology annotation, biological process: regulation of transcription by RNA polymerase II.
AAAAGGAGAAAAAUCUAAGAAAAGAAAAAGUAGCAUAUCUUGCAAUAAUAAUGGUAUGACAAAAAGAAAUCUUGAUAAUGAAUUGAAUGACGUUACAUACCUAGCAAACAAAAAAAGAAAAGAGGAAGCAGUUUCUAAUAAUGAAUUAACUAAAUUAAAAAAAUUGAACGUAAGAUUAAUACAUGAAGUACCACGACAACAUACAAUUGAAGUACGUUCAGGAACACAUGCACCUACUCGCAAAGAAUUAGAAAUAUUUAAGAGUAUAAUAGGAUUAAAAAAAGGUUGUUUUGAUCCACAUGAGGAUAAGAAAAUUGUUCAUAAUUGGAAAAAAUUUUGUAAGUUACAUGAUUGGAAUGUAGAGAAUACUAAAGCAUUUUUAACUCUGAAAGAUAAUGGCAAGUAUAUAUGUAGAAAGGCAGAAUUGAAAAAGUUUGUACAAUUUUUAGCAAAUGGUUUACCAAAUCGUACAUUGUACAGUGUUUAUCAUAGGUUCAGAACUUUAUACAGUUCACACGAAAAUAGAAGAUAUACAAAAGAGGAAAAUGAAAUGAUAUUAACUUAUAUGGAUCAAAAACAAUACGUUGAUGAAAGAAGAAAAUUCGUUGAUUUGGCAAAGGUAUUAAAUAGAAGCAGGGCAUCAGUUUGGCGUCAUUAUCGAAUUUUACAAAAAAAACGUAAAAAUGAGAGCGAUUCAGAUUGAUAAAAUGAAAAAUGACUUAACAAUGUUUCUAUCUUCAAUUUUGUAAAAUAAUAAUAAUAAUAAUACAAAAACAGUAAUUCACAGUACUGUUUGUAAGAAAAAGAAUUGUAUCUGUAUUUUAUUUUGAUAGUAUCAAAUAUUAUAUACAUUGUGUAUAUACUUUAGAACU